Botrytis cinerea B05.10 is the source of this 1634-nucleotide messenger RNA. RefSeq lists its product as hypothetical. Gene Ontology annotation, molecular function: O-methyltransferase activity. NCBI's taxonomy places the organism in Eukaryota, Fungi, Ascomycota, Leotiomycetes, Helotiales, Sclerotiniaceae. The coding region runs from base 345 to 1595 and encodes 416 amino acids. The record is from RefSeq and is a predicted model, not a curated record. The transcript has 5 exons.
GUGUGCGUGUGCGUGUUGGUGCUGGUGUUGGAUGGGUGGAUUUCCUAAGCAUUCACUGUCCGCUCUUCUGAGCUGCUCGUGACACCAUACAAUUACAUUCACUAUUUAUCCUACAUACUCUUCACGUCGCAAGUCUUUGUAUCUUGCAUCUUGCAUCUUGCAUCUGCAUCCUGCACCUGCCCAUUUGUCUCACCAUACUAUUCGAAACAUUGUCCAAUCCAUAACCUUUGCUCACUGAUUACCGUACGUACCGGUAAAUUCAUGCAACUCAAAUCUCCGAUAAGACUUACAUAGAUCACUUGCACGGAGCACUCAACAAAUCAAGCCAUCCAAUCCUCGCUAUCAUGGAGAAAUCCCCAGAAUCAUUGGCGCAGGAGAUUGCAAGUAUGAGGGAGCAGUUGAGUAGAGUCAGCGAAACAAUUGAUGCCUAUGAAUCAGUGGCCACUCAAAAUCUAGCCAAAAAAGACAUCCAAUCCAAAGGAGAGAUCAGCCAAAAGCAUGUAGAGCUUUUCAUGGAAACGGAUAGGCUGGUAAAGAAAGUGAGGGGUCCAGUAGAUAUGGUAUUUUCCAAUUUUGAAAACUCAGUACAUUCAGGCACUUUGAGAGCAGUUUUGGAAAUGGGUGUAUUUGAUGCUUUACCCACGGAUGGGUCAUCAUCUAGUGCUACAACAUUGGCGGACAAACUCGGCGUGGAGAAGGAACUGCUGGUUCGAUUCAUGCGAGUCCUCACGGCCAGUGGACCAUUUGCAGAGACAGGGGAAGAGGAAUAUGCCCAUACGCCAUACUCCAUGGUGUAUAUGGUACCAGAGCUUAGGGGAAUAUUCAAGUUGAUGUUUGACGAAUACAACCUCGCGAACGCUCGAAUGUACGAGUUCUUCCGCGAGAAUGGCUUCAAGAGUCCAGAAGAUCACCUCCUCAAUCCAUAUUGCUUCGCGCACCAGACUGGAGAGAAAAAUAUGUGGGAGCAUAUCGGAGCGUUCCCAGAGCGAUUUCAGAACCUGAAUUUUGCCAUGAUCGCCCAGACCGUGGCCACGAAUUGGACGGUUGGAAUAUUUCCAUUCAAAGACGAGUUGAAAGAAAUUGAAUCCAGUGAUGAGACUGUGCUAGUUGUCGAUAUAGGUGGCGGCAGUGGGCACGUGACGAAGCAAAUCAUGGAGUUCGUGAAAGAAAUUCCAGGAAAAGUGGUACUUCAAGAACGAGAUGAAUUGAUCGAUUCAAUUGGUCAUACAAUCCCCGAAGUUUCGACCAUGAAGUAUGAUUUCUUCACACCUCAACCCAUAAAAGGAGCUCCAAUAUACUACAUCCGUCGAUGCCUGCAUGACUGGCCGGAUGUUGAUUGUGUUCGCAUCCUAAAAGUAAUUGCCGCUGCAAUGGCACCCGAGAUUUCAAAACUGGUAAUCUCGGAGAUCGUUCUUCCACCAAUUGCCGCCGAUGUCGAAGCUGGAUGGAUGGAUUUGACGAUGAUGACCAUGAGCGGGCGUGAGAGAACGGAAGUGCAGUGGGUGAACUUGCUUACUCUAUCGGGGUUGAAACUUCGAAAGAUUCAUCAUGGUUCCGGGACAAAUUAUGCUGCAGUCGAGGCAGUUCUAGCGUAAAUAUUUGUGGGAAAUUUGGAUGUUUGGAUUAAUCAGUCA